Molecule: messenger RNA, 484 nt
Organism: Darwinula stevensoni
Lineage: Eukaryota; Metazoa; Arthropoda; Ostracoda; Podocopida; Darwinulidae
Source: the annotation of a GenBank genome assembly
AGGCACUCGAAAGCACUCCGAUCCAUGGAAGAGAAAAUAUUGGUGACAGCUUGGAAGAGAUGAUGUUAGCUCUGAGGACAACAACGCUAGAACAUGCGAAGACAAUCUCACAAAUGAAGCAUGACUUUGAAAACAUGAAGAAGGCUACUGGGAAGCUGAGUACUGACUACGAGAACUUGAGGAAAGAGCACGAGAACCUCAAGUCUAGCUUCCAGGAACAUCUCCAGGAAAAAGACGAACUUAAACUUCAACUAAACACCACGCGAGAGAGACUUCAAUAUCUUGAGGCCAUUAGCCUUCAAAUAACUCCUCGAACGUGUCAGACGCUGGCCGACUUGGGAGUGACUCGGACAGGAGAAUACCUCGUGGAUCCUGACGGAGCGUUGAUCGGCGAUGCACCAAUCAAAGUCCUCUGUGAUAUGGAGACAGGUCGUUGAAAUCCAGUAUCCACGAUUGUCCUCCAUGAUUCAAUGGGAAACACUGC